This is a messenger RNA of Amoebophrya sp. A25, 2402 nucleotides long. The record is from the annotation of a GenBank genome assembly. NCBI's taxonomy places the organism in Eukaryota, Dinophyceae, Syndiniales, Amoebophryaceae.
GAUGGUUGUUACGAUGUGCAAAGGGAUCGACAAGCACUCUGUCUGUACGAGAGAGCAUCGGGAACAAGCAUCGUGCGGGAAUUUAUAGUAAUCCACUUCUUCUAAGUGUAAAUGUAGUGACUCACAAUCUCGUCCCACUUUUCCUCCCAAAUGAAAACUUAGUGCUUUUUUCACGUGGCGACGCUUUUAUUGCUUUUGCGACAUCAUUGGAGUUCCAUAUUUCGUUUUUUUCGCAUGGGAUUUCAAAACAUCCUAUUGUCAUCGAUUCAUUUUAUUGAUGGUCGUUUAUAUUUACAAUGUUAUAACAUUUUCCAUCCCCACCCCCACCGAAGGAAUUUAUGGUAAUAUCUCUAAGAAGUGAACAAUAACAUGUGGUCCUCUCGUAGAAUGUUCAGAGACAUGAUUGUUGUGUUGACUGCUGAUGUCUAUCCCCUCUUUCUCCAAAGCUGACCCCGAGGAGAGACAAGCGGGUUCGCUACUAGACACGUUUUUCGACAGUCUACCUUCCGCAAGUGCUGUUGUUUCAACCUUCGCCGGGACAAGGACUUCGCGAUCUUCUACAACUUCUGUUGGUGUUGUUGGUGCCGUUGCUGGUGGGGAAGGUGCAAAAAACAACAGUGCUGGUUCAUCAGGUGCGACGACAACCAGUGGUAGUAACAGCAGUGCCAGUACCACGGGCAACACUGUAGCUGCAACUGCAAAAGUAUCUGCAUCGCCGACCAAUACCACCAGCACAACUCCUAGCACUUCUAAUACCAACUUAACGGAGCAGCAGCCUACUGUUGCAUCUUCCCUGUCGCAGCAAUCAGUAGGAGGAGAUCUGAGAGCUUCUGUUUCUUCCCCUCUCGCUGCGCCAGCGACACGAACAAAGAGUGGCGACAAAAUUGCGAGUCCAAAAAUACCAAAUCUACUUGCGGUAGUACAGAGUAUACCAGAACAAGAAGUAGGACUAGUAGAGCUUAGUAGAGAAAGUCAAAGUCGUUCGUCUCAACAAAACGUUAGCACCAAUGUAGGAGAGCAGAAACCGGGAAAGCAGAUCGGUGAGCCAAUACGAUCAGAAGGCACCGCUGUCUUAGAAGUGACAUCUACGAAGGCAAAUCCGUUACCGCCUCCGACAUUGCUUGACCUCGCACGUCAGACUGGUGGAAUAUUUAGUCCCGCAACGAUCUUGGCAGAGCCAAAGGUUGUAGACGAAAACACCAAUAUCAGCACUACCUCUACUACGACUACCAUACAACUAGGACUAGAAAAUAACAAGAACAACGAGAUGCGCAUAGCUUCGCGUACUCCAACUGGCUCAAAAACCCGAAGCUCGGGUAGUCCCGCGAAGAGUCCCGAAGCCCGCGUAAAACCAAGAACUAGUGGACACCAUAGCGACAACCGCAAAUCCUUCGAACCUGAUGAUGGUGCUCCAGCGAGAGAUAGUAGCACGAGGGAUAGUAGAGCUAGAGAACUAGCCUCCACCGCAUCAGGUGCAGCAAGUACCGCCGCUGGCGGUCGUGGUGGUCUCAACCUAAUAGCGCUACAAGCUGGUAGUGGAAACAUGCCGAAGUCCGGACCGCCUAGUCGACUACCACAGGACUCCUCUGGGUCGUCUAGUUAUGGCUUGGCGUAAACGGGAUGAGUGCUUGUUAUUCCAUAACAGCACUGUUGUUUAUUUUCCGAUUCUGAGAAAUUUCGAUUAGGCUUUAUUAUCUUUUUGUUUUUCUCCUACGUCUAGAUCGACCAUCGAUAAUGAGAUUCAUGAUAAGCACUUACAAAGAAUGAGAAGUGUAUCAGAGUAUCUGUUGCUUCUAGUAAAUUCUCCGCCACAGCAUUCACCUUAUUUCCUUCUCUAAUCCCCUACAAGUGGAAACCCACCUCCAGCAAGGGUUUCGACGUCUUCCACCACGUCCGGUGGACGUCGAAACAAGACACCAGUCUCUGAGGCUAGGAGUAAGGAUCGAGUCUCCACCAAAGAGAUGUACGCGGCAGCCGAUGCAAAGGCAAUCCGAGAACUCUACCAAAAAAGGAUAGAGACGUUUGAAGCGGGAACUGUUGAACAGAAGAAUGUUGCUGUUGGACAGAAGACUGUUGCAGUACUAUGAAUUUCUACAAUCUUCUAAUUUGUGAGACCAACAGAGCUCUAUUCUUGAAUUUGUGAGACCUAUUCUGAGAUGAGCACGAAAGCAUGACGUGGAGAUAUAUUUGUGAGAUCUAUUCUUGAAUUUGUGAGACCAACAGAGAGUACCUAUAGCGUUCGGACAAAGCCAUACGGCCAUUUUUGUAACCUCUUAUUUAUCUUGUAUUCCAAUUUUUUCUCAUCUAACGGGUCUUUUUCAAUCAUGCACCAAUAUAUAUAAAACCCGCUUCUACCAGGUAAGCACGACUACAGCCGCUCGCCCAAAGUUCGGGAAAAUUGA